Caenorhabditis auriculariae is the source of this 9641-nucleotide messenger RNA. The record is from the annotation of a GenBank genome assembly. Lineage: Eukaryota; Metazoa; Nematoda; Chromadorea; Rhabditida; Rhabditidae.
AUGGUGAAGCAGGCGACCAAGGGCCAGAAGGAAAUUUAUCUGGAGAAUAAAAAAACAAUUCUGCAGUAUUCCAUCGCUGCUUCCAUUUCCAGUGUUAGUUUUAUAUCUCUGAAUUUCAGUUUUUUUGAAAAAAAUUUAAAAGAAAAAAAGUCAUGGGAGGCUUUCCAAAAAUCUCAGAUUCAGUUUGAUGUCGAAAUAAAGUGCUUCGAAAAAAAUCAGAAAAGAUACUGUUUUGAAGCAUUUUUUUGUGUUUUUUUAUUAACCUAGUUCUUAAUUAAGAACUUUUUCUUUCUUUUUCAACCGAAGUAUAAAAUGGAAUAUAGACGGAUGAUUUCAAUGAUGUAACCAUCAGAGAUUCAUUUCAAAUACCACCUGACAAAAAAAUCUUUUUUUCUUUUUAAAUUUUUCAAUCAGUGUAAAAUUAGUCUUAAUGAGUCUGAGCUAGUUUUUCAAUCUUAUAAUUUGUUGAAAUAAGUCAUAGGUUUAAGAAGAAAAAAACUCCAAAGAACGUCCGAAUAAAAAAAUUUAGUUUGUAUAAAAAUUCCUUUCUGGGUGAAAUAUUCAAUUUUUUUCAAGAUAAAAUUUUGAUGCUUUUUUUCGCCAUGAACAUUUCAUAAAUUUUUUUCAUUUCUUUCGCAAAAAUCGGGUUUUUCAACAAAAUUCCGUUCCUCAAAAAGGCUUCAGAAGGUGGAAAAAAAUGUUGCAGAAGCUUUUUUUCGAGACAAUUUUUUUCAGUGUUUUAUCUUUUAAAUAUUGCGAAAAAAACCCCCUUAUUAAAAAAAUGAGUUUUUUUCUCUUUUUUUCUGGCUGAAGGUACGCGAGUCUAGAAAUUUUCAAAAUCAUACGGAAAUGGCUUUUUGCCUUGAUAUUUUUUUAUGUAAUUUGUUGUUUUUUUCUUGAAAUAAAAACUUAUAUUAAAACUUUUUUUAAAGUUUUGAAAAUUGAAAAAUUUUUUUGGAGAAUUUUUUUGAACCAAAUUUCAAGUAGUUUCUCAAAAAAAGUUUCCUAAAAAUUAAUUUUUUUCAUCGAAUUAACUAAUUCAAUCUUUUUUUCCAGGCUCUCUAUAUUCUGGAAUGUUUGGUCCUUGGAACGGGGACGACAACUUCCCACGUACUUUUUGGCGUCACGAUAGUUCUUCACGCCCUUUCUUUGGGUUUCAUGAGACGUCUUUCAGGUUUUUUUUAGAGAAAACUCCUCAUUGGUAUAUAUAAAAGAGCAGGGCCGAUUCCGAUUGUUUUUCGAGGCAAAAAAUUCUUUCCAAAACUAGAAUUCUAGAUCCCUUUUAGGCUUUUUUUUUCGCAUAAUAGAAAAAAGUUUUUGAAGAAAUUCUUACGCCUCGUUCGGAGUUAUUUCGACGAAAUUCAAAGUUAAUUCUGACUUUUCAAAACCAAUCAUCUUUCUCUUUUUCUGACGGCUUUUUUGAAUUUCGAAAACUUUUGAAGGCGAAACUUUUUCGAAUUUUAGCCUCGAAACUCGAUGAGAAAGGGCAUGUAAUCGACGCGGGAGCUGAUCUCAACGAUCCGGAUGCCUUUGGGGAAUAUUGCAAGGAUAUCGUCAUUCUCACUGUCAUUUCUCAGGUUCGUAUUCAAAUGAUUUCAGGUAAAGAACAUAGUUUGGAAAUUGUACAUUUUUCAACUGAUAAGCAAAGUUAAGUUUUGUUUUCCACGGCUUCUUUGGGAUUUUCUUAGGAUUGCUGGAUUCAAAGUUCGUCUUUUAGAAGUUCAUUCAAACGACGGUGUUCCUUUGAAUUGAGAAGACAGAAUUUCCCAGAAACACAAAAAAAAACAUUUUUUUUUCAGAGUCUUGCAAAAUGUUAUGAACUUUCACGCAGAGUAAAAUCGGGGGCGUAAGCAAAUUUUCAGAAGGAAAAAUUUAAAUUUUACUUGUCGUUCAUUUCUAUUAGCUUACAAGAUUCUCAUAUCCGCGAACAAGGUUAUCUGCUUUAAACUCAUUUACGCUGCGUAAAACUUUCUUUUCACAUGCUGGUGAGGGUUAAUCAGCGCGGCAUGGAACUCGAGAAACAGCGGGUCAAAACUGAAAAAAAGAAACCGUCUUUGAAACCAAUUUUUUUAAAGUAUUCAAGUACCGAUUUUUCAUCCACUUUUUCCUUGUGAAUGAAAUAAGUUAUCAUUAUAGCAUUCAAAAAAUGUACCCAAAAAUCGAUUUCUAGGUCGUGGCCCUCUACUCGAACUACGGCUACCUGCUUCUGUUGGCUCUGCCCGCGGCUGCCGGCUACAAAAUCUUCUUCGGCUUCAUUUUGCCCUACCUGACCGCCCCCUCGGAACAACCCGAAUUCGACGACAAAAAACAGCGGAAAAUGGAACGGCGUCGUGAAAAAGUCGUGUAUCGACGAUGAGUUUCAUCAAAUUCUUCUUUACUUUUUCUAAUUUUUCUAUCGUUCUUUCAGAUAUUCACCUUUGUGAUUGUUCUUUUCAGAGUAAUUUAUUGCGUUAUUUAAUAAUUUGUAUCCUUACCCUCUUAUGUACCUCUUUUCUUCAUGGGCACGUGCUUUUCUAUUUCUUGUUGAAUGAUUUUUAAAUAAAUUAUGAUUUUUUAUAUUAAAUUUUGUUGAAGUUCUUCUCUGAAAUUUGUCGUUGAGGCAAUUUAAAGUAUUUUUUGAUUUGAAAAAAAAAAGAACUCGAAAAGGUGAUAUUUUUGUAUAGAAAAUCGAAACAGUUCAAGUCUUCAAUGAUUUUUUUCUGGAUUUUGAAAAAAAAAAAGAAUGACUCAAUUACUUGGGCCUUUCUAGCAUUCAAUAAUCUUCACCUCCUCGGAAAAUAUUUACGAAUAGAUUACAGAAGAGCUAUCUUUUAGCCUCACCUCUUCACAAUUUCGAACCAGAUCCACACAAACUUGAUGAACGAAUCUCCAAUUCGUACCCUGCGCGAGAACGACGUCCUCGCAAUAUGUAGAGAACUCGCGAAUAUUGUCCGAUUCGGCGAAAAGUCCGUCCAAUAUGCGCGACUCGUCAUUCAGGUUCGUUCUGGGAUGCCUUCAGUAGUGUUUCCAAUCCAAAAAAGGAAUUUUUUUGAGAAAAUAAUGUAAAAAUCGAGCUAGACAAAGUUUAGAAAAAGAUAGAGGUGGAAAGUUUGAAGAGAGACGAUUUCGCGGGAAUAUGUAUUUUUUUCGUUAUCCGAAGGCUGCUCACAGAAAUUCCGAAGAACAAGGCUAAGAAAAAGGGUUCAAGAUUGUUUUGGCCGUUUUUGUUCUAAUAAAAACACUUUUUUCGCGCUUUCCUACUUUUUCUAAAGUUUUUUUACCCAGGGAAAUUUAAAUUUGGAUUUUUUUGAAGCCAGGAUUUUAUUUAUUUUUAUAAAAAGUACGAACAGAAAAUAAUAUUUUUUUCAGAAAAAUUUUUUUAUUUGCUUCGAAAUCGAUUCAGGUUUUUUUCUCUAGUAAGAAAAAAAGAUUUUUCAGAAUAAACUACAUUAGAAAAUGUUUUGAAAAUGAAAUUCCUCGUCUUACCGAAGUUUUUUUGAAGUCACAUAUACUUUAAUUUUUGUUUUUUUAAAAUGAGGUCUUUUUCACUUCUCAUUUGUCGAUUUUCUCUCAAUCAAAUACGUGAAAAUCGAAAAUAUCACUCUUCAAAAUAAAUAAAAAGCUUUUUAGUCGUUAAUUUUACCCACUUGCAUUCAGAACGUCUUCAAAAACCGUUCGAUCGACCUUUGCGGAAUCCUGCCGCCUCAGUCGCAGUUCAACAACACUCCAGAACAUCCAUUCAACGUGAUUUUCGAAAUAAUCGGUGACAAAUCUGUCUUUUUUGAGGUUUCCAAACUUUUUGUAAUAUAAAUACGAGGGAAUUUGUUUUCAGACGUUAUUAGAAAGCGAUGAGAUUCUGGCCAACGAUUUGUGGGACGCUGUGAUAGCGCAGUGCGACGUCAGCCACAUGGUUCUUUUUUACUUUUCAGUUCCCAAUAGACGUAUCGGAAGAUAGUUCUGAAAACCUCAACCUACAAAACUUUCUAAUUUUCGAAAAAAAAAACGCCUCACAACGCAAGAAAACCUUGAAAAUAUUUUUUGGGGUUUUGUGCCGUUAUUUUUCGAAAACUAGAAUUUUGACGGCUCAAGAAAUGAUGGAAAAAGGGAGAGGCAGCGAAAAUGGUGCAUAAUAGCCGAUAAAAAGGCGCAAAAAGGCAGAAAAAAGGAGCCUUUUUUGCUAUAAAAAGAACAUUUCUAUUCAUAAUUAUUCCGACUUUGCUUAUGGUUUAUAUAAUAUUUUUCUUUGGUUAGCGUGGAAACUGAAAAAAAUUGAAAAUAAAGUAUAUAUUUUGAAAACCAUACUGAAAAACGCCGAACGGUAAUUUCCGGUUAUCCUUGUUUAGUGCCUCUUUAAUCCAGAAGGAAAAAAGGCCCCGGCUUUUGACUUGUAGUCGAUAAAUGACACUUGAAAACCCUCGAAUAACGCUUUUUUUUUGUAACCUACAGACUUCGAAGCUGCGUAACUCGAGCAAAACUUUCUUGUUCUGAAAAUCUCAAAGUUAAUUUCAGCCAAGUUUUAUCGAUGUUCCCUUGUUCGAUUCGUGUUGAGAGCUACAUAAAAAGGCGUCAAAAUAUAUUUUCUCUUAUUUCUUCGAGACUUUUUAAAAUUAGCUUUCUCGGAACUUCUUUUUAAAAAGAUCAUGUCCAGGCGCCGGCCGACUCCCAAACUUCGGUUCUGAUGCACGCCAUCUCGAAAUACGUCAUGCGACUUCUGCCGACGGAACAACCUGUCUCUGAGAAAGUCAUGACGCCCUCGCAUCACCAUGCUCAGCAACGGAUACGAACCCCGCUGCAGUUGAUCCGCUCCAAUAGCCCCCUCAUGAACAAGUUCAAGCUGGGUUCGUCUCAGAAACAUAGAAAAAUGAAUGGAAACUUUGAAAUAUUGUGAAAAAUGAUUUUUUUUUUUCGAAGUAUGGUCGGUAUUGAAAGUCAUGCUAUUUUUGAACGUUUUUUUUGUAUUUUUUUAUCAUUCAUUAGUUCCACCACGUUGUAGUUUAUAUAAAGCUCAAAAAACAUAAAAUUAAUUAAUUUUACGAAUUCGGAAAAUAUUGAAGAAAUAUUUUUUCAGAAGAGAGAACCCAGUUGUUGAAUAACACGGCGAGUGCGGCUUUCCAACCCCGUUACGUGACGUUAUUCUGCAGUUUGUUGAUCAAAGCCUGUAGCACGGAGAAAUUCCCGACUCCGAACCGGCUCUUGUUAUUGAGGUAUACAAUACGUUUCGGGAAUUUUCGAGGGAUUUCGACCGUCUGAAAGUAUGAUCACUGUUUCAGAAGGACAGUCGAAUUUUUCAAAAAUCGGAGAAUACUCUGAAAUUUCAAAAAGAUUACAUAAUUUCUUCGGUUCGAGUUGACCAGCUUCUGACUUUUCUUUGACUUCAAAACUCACGCUCUGAAGUAUGUCUCAGUGAUGUUUCAGCAAACUGUUACUCUUCACGGUUUUUUAAAGACUUUUUAAUCAACAACAUUUAUUCAGUUUCAGAUGAUCGCAGAUUUGAAUUUUUGUUUUGAAGUGUGAAAUUUCAGGUUUUUCCUGAAGCAAUUCCACAUAUUCUGUUUGUAUGAUACGGGCGAUGCGGAUGUUGAUGGGAUGAAGGUGAGAAAAAAUUGGAUAGAGAGAAAAUAAGAAGAUUUUUAUCAGAAUGGUGAACAAUUUGGAAGGAAACUGGAAGAAAGCAUUUUGAUCAAAAUUCAUUCAAAAAAAUGUUACAGAAGAAUUUUUUCUAGCAUACGAGUUGAACGUUUGAGGAAAGUUCUCUAAAAAAUACUCCAUUAUCUCCUGAAUUCAGAAUAAAAAAAGAAUUAAUUUCUCGUCUUUCUUUUCUAGCCCGGUUAUAAUGCCUCAAAGCUGACGAACCAUACAAAUUUUCAAAAAAAAAAAGUGAUAAUUGAAGUUUUUGAAGCGUGAUAACUAGGCUAUUAGUUAAAAAAUCGGAAAAAGACGAAGAAAAAAAUUUCCUCUUUUUUUGAAUCCCAAAUCAGGACGUCGUGAAGCCAAUUUUUAUUGCAGUCCUGACUGAACACCAAAAAAAUUUCCCUUUGAAAAAUGAUUUUCCCGUUUCAAAAAGUCGUUUUGCAGAACGCCCUGCUGAUCCAACCGCCCUUUGCCUCCCAUGUUUACUCGUUCCUGUUACAUUCAAUUGAACAAUGUCCUACCGUUUUCAUUUUCAAGGAUAUCGUUUGUGAGUUUCGAGAUCACAAAAUGAAUGUGAAUUGAAGAGAUUUAAAGAAAAGAUAGAAAAAAAGAAGGUAAUGAAAAAAAAGUUUUUUUGAAGUAAAGUUUCCCGGAGAAAAGAGAAAAUCUCACUUUUUUGAGGGUCCAAAGUUUGAAAUAUUGAGCAUUCAUAUUUCUGUAAAGUUGAAAAGGUUGCGUAAGAAGCGUUUCUGGAGUCUAUAAUCCCGGAGGUGUGUUUGGAAAACUUUAUAAAAAAAUUUCGAGAUUACCUUUAAAAUAGAGUUACCUCUGUAGGAGGAAACAAGGUUCGAAUUUUUGAAGUUUUAUAAAAUUAAAUUUUUUUUUACGCAUUUUUUUUCUAUUGUUUUGGCUUUAUUUGGCAUUUUCUUAUCAUUCUGAAUUUUUUUUUUCUCACAUUUCGAUCAUUUCCAGUGUGUUGGCUAACGUAUACCCGACCUUGGCGAUAUCUUCCCGGCGAGGAAAAUAUCACACAUACCCGUUUCAUGCCUUUCGCCAAGGAAAAUUACGAUUUCUAUCGAAUCCUUCUCGGCAAGAUCUUCAAAAGGUUCAUGAGAAAACAUUUAAAAAAAAGUAAGAGUAUUUUCAAAGGUACAUGGAAUUCGGAGCGUCAUUGGAGACGUUGAAUAAUAUGAAGGCGGUUAUUGAAUUCGCGUGGAAGGAACCGAAUUGUGUGGUUUUAAGGUUAGAAAUUGGAAAACAAAGUUUGGAGAAAUUAUUCGAAAAGUUUUCGAACCACGGGCAAAGUUCAAAAAAGGAAGCCUUUGAGGUCUUUCAGAGGUUUUUUUUUCAAAACCUUCUUCUUCAGUUCUUUUGAACUUUGCCCGUGAUGGAAAUAGGUCAGAAAUUGGGCAGAAAAACGCAUCAGAGAGUUUUCGAAAACUUUCCUGAUCAGAAAAAAACAGGUAACUGGUCCCCUUUUUGGCUGGACGAAACUUCAAAAAAAUCAAAAAAAUCUUGAAAAUAAUUUUUUUAUUUUGGGAAUUUUUUUGAACUGCAGUGAGCUAACUGACACUCAAGUUUUUGAAAGUUGAAAAAAAUAUUUAUUUUUGAAAUAGAUCUUCAGUUUUCAGAGGAAAAAAAUUUCUUUUUCUAAAAAGUUUUUUUCGGGAAUUUUUCCUCUGAAGAAGAUCUCAGCCUUCUGAAAAAAACAACAGACGAAACUCAGUUCUUUUUUUCAAAAAAAUAAAAAGAAAAAAAUCCGUUCUGAUAAAAUAGGGAAAAAAAGAUUGAAUUCAGGCAACUCGGCCUGGAUGUUCAGCCACACGUUACAAGCCUACUGACAGAAAUGCAAAGAGUUAUGUUGCUGGCCAAGGAAUCCAUUAAAACGAUCGAAAAGCAGGUAAAAGGGAUCUUUUGGAGGUUAUCUCAUGCAUGACAAAUUUGGGCGGGGGCUUGUAUUACUCAUUCCGUUCAGAAGAAGGAGUCGAUUUUUGGAAAUGUCGAAUAAUGUGGUUACUUUUUCAGCCAGAAUAACUCAAAUCAAAGGCCUAAGAAAAUUAGCAUUAACCUCAAAAGAAAUGUCAUUUUUCUUUGCGGUUGGGAAUUUCAUCAAAUUUGGCCGACAGAUUUUUUAGUGCACCUAUAGGAGACUCUUGAAGCGAGAGAAGAGGUCUCCGAAAUUCUUCUGCCCAUUUAUGAGUCUGGCCAAGAAUCUUCUAUCCGUUUUUUCAGCACAGCGGCUUCUUCGGCUCAUUUUUCUCAGUGCCGCCGCCAGAGCUGGCCUCCAGUCGACAACUGGUUCAACAAAUUGAAAGUCUUCUCCGAGAAUCGGACCAAGCCAUUGGAACCAAGUUCACCAGGCCCGACGUCAAGCCAAUGAAUCCGACUGAAGCGAGGUCUAGAGCAGAAAAAAAACACCGAAGAAAAUAACUUUUUAAACUAUUAUUAUUAAUAGUCUCUUUCAGAAUAGCGGCGAUGAACCAGACGAUCCUAGACGAGACACCAAAAAGCGCCCUCCUUCCCGACCAUUUCAUCGACCAUCGGACCAACUUGAUGAUCUUGUCGCCGCUCGGCCGCAAGCAGGUCAUCAACGGCGAGCGAAAAUUCGACUUCUCCCGAUGUCCCAAGUCCAGCCGCACUCGAGACGACGAGAUCUCCUACCUCGGCGAUUGGUUCGACUCCGCCGCCCUUUGGCUCAGCCGAUCUCCUCUCGUCACCUCCCUGGGUCGCCACUACAAUGAGUCUUCGGGUGAGUUGAUUGUACCACGCUUGGGCCUCAUUUUUUUUUUGCGAAAAAGCCUGCGUGAACUUGGGCCAGGCUUCGAAUUAACUUUUUAGUUCCGAUGAUAACGUUUUUCAGCCUUACUCAAAAUUUUCACUAAGUGAGUAUUUUCACUAAUUCAAUCAUAGACCUUGACAACCUAGUCUCGUUCAUGAACGAAAUGGAAACUUAGAAAAUUCCGUGAUCAUAAAGAAAAUGUCGAAAAUUCUCUCACUGAAUUUAGGCUUAACGUGCUGAGCUGAGAAACAAACUACUCUGGCAAAACUGGAGAAGUUGCGAGAAGAAAUUUAAUUUGGAUCAGAGCUCUCUAGGUACCUAUCAAUUAAAAAAGGCAUUUUUCAUUUAUCAAUCAAUCAUUUGUUUUGUUUUGUUUUUUUAUUAUUUGUAAUCGUUUAGGCGGUGAACAAGAAUUUUUAAAAGCUAUAUCGAACUAGAAAUCCAAAGGUGUAGUUGAUCAGUUUGAAAGCAUGGUCUUACGGUCCUUCGCCUCAUUUUGCGCGUAGUACAUCCUGUUGCGCCUUGACGAGCUCAAAAUGUAGCGGAAAUCGUGCUCUAGGGGGAAGCCUCGAAAUGAGAGCGAUCAAUUCAAGUGGAUACUUUACAUCGAAUCGAGUCGAUUUGUCCAUUUUUCUGGUAAAAGGUCCCCAUAUUCCAGCACUGGGAGCUCUUGCGAGGACGGUCAUGUACCCGCCAGUGCCGAACACGAGAAAAGAAAGUCUAUCUCCGGUUUACGCUUCGAGACUACGCGUCGUCCCGCCCAUUCUGAAGCUUCGUGUACGUUUCAGUCUUUAUAUUUCAAGGUCUCGUAUGAUUCGAAGAACUGUUGAAGUGAUGGAACCCCGCGAAAAUAGUAGAUUCCCAGAGGCUUUUUGAUGUUGACUUUUUGAAGCACUCUUUUCAAACUCUUCGGAUUCCUUCAGGAUUCAUCCCCAAGAUUUCAAAUUUGAAGAGAUUGGAAGGUUUCAGGGAUAUCGUUUUCCCUUCAGUGGUAACUUCAAAUUUCAGUCCAUUGAGUGACCAAUAGAUUUUGUAUUGAGUGGUCCUUGGAAUGAUCCGAUUCAGAAAAAUUAUUUAAAAAACUUCAAGGGAAGAUAUGAAUUUUCAGCUUCUUGCAACUCGACCAUGGGCCUUCGGAAUGGUCUUCCUCUUCAUGUGGCUUCUUUACGGCUACGUUUUCUUGAUUCCAGCCGGAUUCCUGUUCCUGAUUUUGGUGGCGACAUCGAUAUCUGCCCAGCAGCCCGAAAUCUGA